AACACUGCUUCCUACGCUCUCCUCUCUCCAAUUCAUAAACAACAGACAAUAUAUCUGUAAAACCAACCCCACUCUUCCCUUUUGCUGACAGAGCGAUUGAUACAUUUUUAUUUUAUUUUUUCCAUUUUUAGCUUUCACAUGGUAAUACACCCGAUUUUGUAGCAAAAAAAAUAUGUAUGAACGAUCAAAGGCUUCAUCCUGAGCGUGUAGGAAAAUGUUGGCCACUGCAUUGCGUUUUUCUUUUGACCUCUCUUCUUUUGUUUCCUUUUCUUUGUUGGGGUCUGGUGUUACAAGCUUUUGCCAUGGAGGUUGCUGGAGAUUCUAAGGCUUCUUCAUCAUGGAAAAUGGCUAAGAAUGUCAGAAAAUUAUUGGAAAAGACCCCAAAAGAUGAGGCUGUUUCUGCUAGAGAUAAAAUAUCAGGUUCUCGGUUUCCUUCCUCUGUUUCUGCCCAAGACUUGAGAUUGUUGGAUAUGAAGAAGGGAAAAGAUGAACACACUCCUAAAGGAAUUCUAGAAUUCUGUGCUGAAAGCUUUGUACCUGAAAUGCAAACUUCCUGUCUUGGUAGCUCAGAAUCCAAAAGGUCAAGAGCACGUUCACACUGGCGUUCAUUUCUCAAUCGGUUCACAAAGAAUUCAGUUAUUCGUUUCCCAUCCUUAACUCCUGUCAUGUCAAAGAGAUCAAGAGGAAAAAGUCAAAGUGCAAGAGAGAAUGUGCUUGCUGUAAAUACUUUCAACAGUUCAUGGAAGAAUUUCAGCUUAGUUGAACUCCAGAAUGCAACAAAGAAUUUUCACCACGAAAAUUUGAUUGGAAAGGGUGGUUAUGCUGAAGUUUAUAAGGGUCGUUUAAAAGAUGGGCAGUUCAUUGCCAUUAAGCGGCUGACUCAAGGAACACCAGAAGAGAGGGUAAUGAGCUUUUUACAUGAGCUUGGCAUCAUAGCUCAUGUAAACCAUCCCAAUACUGCUAAGUUGAUAGGGUAUGGCGUUCAAGGAGGACUGCACCUUGUUCUGCAGUUAUCGCCCCUCGGGAGUUUAGGAUCUCUACUUCAUGUUACAAAGAGUAAACUAGAGUGGAGUAGUAGGUAUAAAAUUGCUUUAGGAACAGCUGAUGGCCUACGGUACCUUCACGAGCAUUGUCAAAGGCGAAUCAUUCAUAGAGAUAUAAAAGCUGAUAACAUUUUGCUCACAGAGGAUUUUGAGCCUCAGAUUUGUGAUUUUGGUCUUGCAAAGUGGCUACCAAAGCAGUGGACGCACUUCAACGUAACAAAGUUUGAAGGCACAUUUGGCUAUUUUGCGCCCGAAUACUUCAUGCAUGGCAUAGUGGAUGAAAAAACGGAUAUAUUUUCUUUUGGGGUGCUACUUUUGGAGCUCAUUACAGGACGCCGAGCUGUGGACCAUAUGAAGCAAAGCCUUGUGGUUUGGGCAAAACCUUUGCUGUACAAAAAUUCUGUUGCAGAACUUGUUGAUCCUGCUCUUGAUGAGUAUGACGAAGAAGAGAUGGAUCGCAUGCUCCUGACUGCCUCUCUGUGCAUUGAGCAGUCUCCAGUUCUACGACCUCGAAUGAAUCAGGUGGUUGUGCUGCUCAGAGGUGAUGAAUACAAGCCAGACGGUGCACAAGAAUCUCAAAACCACAUGCCCAAAAGAACAUACUCCAAUGAAAUCUUGGAUGCAGCAGAAUACAACUCAACCAAGUGUCUGGAUGAACGUCUUGGAGAAGAUCAGUAACCUGUUCUUGGUUCCUAAAUGUGGUGCAAGAAUAUUCAAAUAACAGUAGCUGUAGUUCUGGAGUUUCAGGGUGCAUUAGGAAGAUUAAUGGAGAUGAAACCAUUAAUUCUGAUUUGUUUUGCAUGGAAUUUGGAAGCAGCAGUCCAUCCUUGAACCAUAAAAACCAUGAUACAGAGUGACAUGAAAAUCAAGAUGGAAUGGUUCUGAAUUCCAUGGAAAACAAGAGAGAAUGAUGGAAUUUCCACUUUUCCAGAGGAUGACCAAACACCCUCUCAGCCUUCCCACACCAUGUUGAUAUGGAGUUUAUGGGAGCUUUCUGUAUGUAAUUGAAAAUAACAAGUAGGAGUGCUUCUACUAAAAGAAAUCAUGUGCUUCCUAAAGUGUUAAGCAGAUGUAUAAUUCCUAUAGGAACAUGUUCAGGUAAUAUCACAUUGAUGAUUGAACAAUAGAAAUCUACUUCUAAUUAUUUAUGUUA
Vitis riparia (riverbank grape) is the source of this 2196-nucleotide messenger RNA. Its product is annotated as receptor-like cytosolic serine/threonine-protein kinase RBK2. The record is from RefSeq and is a predicted model, not a curated record. Gene Ontology annotation, biological process: protein phosphorylation. NCBI's taxonomy places the organism in Eukaryota, Viridiplantae, Streptophyta, Magnoliopsida, Vitales, Vitaceae. Gene Ontology annotation, molecular function: protein kinase activity; ATP binding. The transcript is spliced from 9 exons. Bases 177 to 1721 code for a protein of 514 amino acids.